AUGGCGCCCGAUUUGAACUCGAUGCCUUCGUCGCCGCAUGUCACUCCGGUCAACAGCACCCGCCAGACGGCGGGUGCCCCGUCCCUGGUGCCAUCCGCAGACCCCAACCAGCCCAACAUCCUCUUCAUCAUGGCAGAUCAGCUAGCAGCCCCGCUGCUGAAGAUGUACAACCCAGAGUCCCAGAUCAAGACCCCGAACCUCGAUGCCCUGGCGGCCAAGUCCGUCCAGUUUGACUCUGCCUACUGCCCCUCACCCCUCUGUGCUCCCUCGCGCAUGAGCUUGAUAACGGGGUUACUGCCCAUGAAGAUCGGCGCGUACGAUAACGCCUCGCAGAUCUCAAGUGACUGGCCGACGUAUGCGCACUAUCUGAGAGCCAAGGGCUACCACACAUCAUUGGCCGGCAAGAUGCACUUUGUGGGAGACCAGCUCCACGGUUACGAGACUCGUCUCACGGCAGACAUCUACCCUGGAGAUUUUGGCUGGGCAGUCAACUGGGACGAGCCGGACAGGCGCCUGGAGUGGUACCACAAUGCCAGCUCUAUCCUGCAGGCCGGCACAUGUGUCAGGAGCAACCAGCUUGACUACGAUGAGGAGGUCAUGUACAAGUCGACACAGUUCCUGUAUGAUCAGGUCCGCGAAGGCCCCAACAAGCGGCCAUUCGCCUUGACUGUCUCCCUCACACACCCUCACGACCCGUAUACGAUUGAGGAGAAAUACUGGGAUCUCUACGAGGGCGUCGACAUUGAUCUGCCCAAGGUGUCCAUCCCCAAGGAAGAGCAGGAUGCACACAGCAAGCGCCUGAUGAAGGUUUGCGACCUGUGGGACGAGAACUUCACAGACGAGCAGAUCAAGCGCGCGCGACGGGCUUACUACGGUGCCGUCAGUUAUGUCGAUGACUGCAUUGGCCGGUUGCUGCAGACCCUGAAGCAGUGCCGUCUGGACAAGAACACGAUUAUCGUCUUCAGCGGUGAUCACGGUGAUAUGCUGGGCGAGCGAGGGCUUUGGUACAAGAUGAACUACUUUGAGGGCUCGGCGCGAGUGCCGCUCCUGAUCUCGGACCCCAGCCGGUUCGAGCCUCACCGCGUUAAGCAGAAUGUCUCGACCUUGGACAUCCUGCCGACACUCUGCGACCUGGUUGGCACGAAGCCAGCACCUGGUUUGCCCAUGGAUGGAAUCUCUAUGCUGCCACACCUGGAAGGUCGUGAGGGACACGAUACCGUGAUUGCCGAGUACACAGGCGAGGGUACCAACAGCCCUCUCAUGAUGAUCCGCCGCGGACCAUGGAAGUACAUCACCUGUCCCAAGGACGAGCCACAGCUGUUCAACUUGGAACAGGACCCCCUUGAACUGGUCAACCUCGCGAAGCUGGCCAACCAGGAGGACUUGACUCCCGAGGAGGAAGAGGCGAAGCUCAAGUUCAUCAAGUUCGAGACGGAGGCCAAGGCCCGGUGGGACUUCCAGGCCAUCACGGACGAGGUUCUUCUGUCUCAGCGUAAGCGCAGAGUCGUAUGGGACGCGUUGAAGAUUGGCCGGUUUGACAGCUGGGAUUUCAACCCGGCAACCCAUGAAGAUGGAACAGCAAAAUACAUCCGCUCCUUCUUGCCACUGGAUGACCUCGAGCGCAAGGCUCGCUUCCCGGCCGUUGAUAAAUACGGCCGUGAGACUGGCAACGUCAUCACGUACGACCAGGCCGGUUCGCACAACCAAUAA
Molecule: messenger RNA, 1710 nt
Organism: Neoarthrinium moseri
Lineage: Eukaryota; Fungi; Ascomycota; Sordariomycetes; Amphisphaeriales; Apiosporaceae
Exons: 2
Coding region: 1-1710 (569 amino acids)
Molecular function (GO): sulfuric ester hydrolase activity
Source: RefSeq, a predicted model, not a curated record